GGGUCGAGAGCGCCGGGCGAGCAGCAGCCGCCUCCAAUGGCGAGCGCCCAGCCCGAUGCAGACAACACUGCCUCUCUCAACGGUCAGCCACAGCCACCACCGGCGCAGCAGCCGCAGCACUACCACCGAGCGCGGCCCCCGCAGGAUCCUCUCCUGCCCAUGGGCUGCGAGCCCCUGCUGGCACCCAGGGGCACCCCAGUCCAGCCUGGUGCACACUGGGAGGUGGGCGAACCUCCCGGCGGCUGGCACGUGGUGAAUGGUCUCUCUGGGGCAGAGAAGGGUAGCCACCGCUGUAAGGGCCUUCUGCAGCAGCAGCAGCCCAAGAGUUUCGGGGGCCCCCCGCACGGCCCCGCAGCCGGGGUGGUGCCCCCCUAUGUGGCAGCAGCGGCUGCCCCCCACCAGCCCGGUGUCCCGCCCCACGUGGUGCUUUUGCACAUCAACCCGGGUGAGACCAUCUUCUUCCAGAUGGGCGACCAGAUGCAGCUCAUACAGGGUCCUGCUACUGUCCGGAUGGUGUCCAACAGCACGACGCCGCCCAUGGCGGUGCCCGUGCAAGUCCCCCCGGGCCACGUGGUGCAGCAGAUAGUGGACGAGAAUGGGACCCUGCGCCACAUCAUCCUGUCGCCCCAGCCGCAGCACGUGACGCUACCCACUGUUGCCACCCCAUACACGGGUGCCCCGGGCGGCGCCCCUCCCCCAGCCCAGCCGGCAGCAGCCUUCUUCCCGUACACCGCUCCCACGCCGGGGGCCCCCGCCGGACUCCAGUUUGCGGGGCAGUUCCACUCGGCCAUGCAGGCCCCCCUCGGCGCCAGUCCCCACUCCCCUCAAGGUCAUGCGGUUCCCGGCGUGGUCCCCCAACAACAACCGCCGCAGGGAAUGGUCCCGCCCCCGCACAAGGACGAGCGCUCGCAGAAGCAGGCCCUGAAGCUGCGCAAGAAGCUCGAGUCUCGGCAAGGACCCUCCUCCUCCUCCCUGGGGGCUCCCUCCUCCGGAGCACGCUCAGACUCCUCCUCUCCCAAGUCGGGUCAUGGUUCUCCUAGUUCGUCGAGCUACCACAAGUCAAACCAUAGAAGCAGUCCCAAGCUUGUGGAAGCAGACAUCGCCCUACGUGCCCUGCUGUCCUCGCUGUCCGCCCCGGCGGUCUCUCAAGUCGGGGCAAGGGAAGCGACGGCGGAGUGGAGUGCCCCCGUGGCCAACGCCACUCCGGCUCCCAAGGAGGGAGAGGUCGCGGCGGCCGCCGAUGGAGCAUCCUCCACCGCGGCGUCCUCUGCCGCAGCUACCCCCGCCGCGCCUCCACCCGCGCCUUCGCUCGAAGAGGUCUCCUACGAACUGCUGCUCUCAGAGAAGGGUCAGGACCGGCCUGCCAGGCUGCUUAAAUGUGGCAAAGUCCUGCGCAGCAAGCUAGAAGACCUCAAGCCAGCGACGGAGUAUAUUCUCUGUGUUCAAGCUGUCCUGGAGGACAGCAGAGGAAGCCCAUCACCAAGUUGCGAGUUUCUGACGGCCAGUUGCGAACCGGAUGCACCGUUGCCCCCCAAGCUCGUUACCCGGACAAAGAGCACGCUGGCACUCAAGUGGAAUGCUCCCUGUGACAACGGGUCCAAAAUCACCUGCUACAUCCUCGAGUGUGACCAGGGAACGGAAGGCAAGUUUGAGCCAAUCUUCUCCGGAGCACAGAAGCAGUUCAAGGUGUCCAAGUUGGCUUCCUCGACGGCUUACUGUUUCCGCCUGGCUGCCAGCAACUCCGUGGGAACAAGUCCCUGGAGCAGUACGUGCCGGCUGACGACAUGUGGCGCCGCGCCAGUUCCCCCCGAGCCCCCCGUGGUGGGCCAGGUGACGGCCUCCAGCGCUGCGCUGGAGUGGGACUGCCGUGCCACCGACGACUCCUUCACCCUUUCUUUGGAACAGGAAGGCUCGCAACACGGGUUCAUACCGGUGUACAAUGGAUCAGAAACUCGCUUCACUUGCCAGCGUCUUAUCAGGAACACAGAGUACAGGGUCAGGUUGGUGGCACACAACGAGGAAGGCUCGAGCGGCCCUAGUCGGGUGACUUCCCUGCGCACCCUACCUGACCGGCCGGGGCGCCCAGCUCGCCCCAGCGCCAAGGGCCGCGUCCGCAGCCACAACUUCACCGCAUCCUGGGAACCCCCCAAGGAUGACGGAGGAUCUGAAAUUACCCGGUACAGCCUCCAGAUGGACUCUGGCAAUGGCUUCGAGGAAGUCUAUGCUGGUCCCGACCGAGACCACGUCUGCUCUGGAUUGGAACCCGGUGCAACGUACAGACUUCGAGUGAACUGCUCAAGUGCUGGAGGUGUCAGUGAUUUCUCGGAAGUGUCCAGUGUGGCCACCUUGCCGCUGUGCCCUGGAGCCUGCGACCCGCCUCGCAUGCACGGGAAGGCGAGAGCAAUCUCUGCCCACAUCAAGUGGGCGCCGCCGGCCUACGACGGAGGAUCCCCCGUGACCGAGUUCGAGCUCCAGGUGGCUGCGGCCCCCGACCCGGAGUCCGAAACCCGCAAGGAGCCCCGGGUGGCCUACAGGGGCCCCGACUGGGACUGCACCGUGGCCGGGCUGCUGCCGGGGAGGGCCUACUUGUACAGCGUGCGUGCCUUCAACAGUGCAGGGGCCGGACCCUGGUCGGAGCCCCUGCAUGCCCUGAGCGGUUCGGGGCCCCCCGACGCCCCCCGCGGCCUGUCGGUGCAGGUGCGCAGUGCCAGCUGCGCCCUCGUCUCGUGGGAAGAGGCCACGUGCCAUGGUGCACCAGUGUCUGAGUACCUGCUGGAGUGCCGGCAGCCGGAGACUGCGGCAAGCGGCGCCACCACCUUUGCGCAGCUGUACUCCGGAAGGACUGCCCACUUCGAGGCCAAAGGGCUCGAGCCGGCCUCCUGCUACUGCUUCAGGGUGCAGGCAGUGAGCAGUGCCGGCCCAAGUCCCUUCUCGGACGCGGUGGAGUUUGUAACACCCCCCGGUGUGCCGGGUCCCGUCGGGAGCCUAGAGUGCGUCAGGGGUCACACCAGCCUGGAACUGACGUGGGCCCAGCCUCCGUGUCACGGAUCCGACAUCACGCACUACAUCGUGGAGGUGACAGAGAUGGGACCGUUGUCAUCUUCCUCCGCGUCUGCAGUUUCGCCGGCAGCGACGGCAACGUCGUUUUCACCAGCGUCGACGCACGUCGCGGAAACCACUCGGCUAUCAGUGUCGUCACUCAGGCCUGAGACGGCGUACAAGGUGCGUGUGCAGGCCGUGAACGGGGUCGGUUCCGGCCCCCUGAGCAGUCCGGCCCUGCGGACGAGCACUCGGGCGCUACCCCCUCCUGCCCCCUCCCUGGAGUGCCUGGGGGCCACCCACAGCAGCCUGAGGUUGCGCUGGGGGGACCAGGCCGAGAAGUCUCUCAGGGACUUUGUCCAGUACACCCUCGAGAUGGAGGUCAAGCCAGGACUGUUUGCGGUGCUGUACCAGGGCCCGAGCCAUUCGUACAAGGCGUCGCGCCUUCAGGAGAACCACCCGUACCGGUUCCGGAUCCAGGCGACCAGCGAUGCCGGUGAAGGGCCGCACUCGGAGCCAGCCACCUUCUCCACGACCAGGGCCUUGCCGCCGGCACCCAAGGCUCCUCGCGUGACCCCCCAGGGAGACACGUCGUGCCUGUUGGAGUGGCAAGCCGUGCGUCUUCUCACGGACGAUCCCGUGAGCUACCUGGUCCAGCUGCAGCAGUCUGGGUCUUCGGAGUUCUCUGUGGUCUACCGUGACUACGACACGAGAUGUUCCCUGAGUAACCUGUCGCCCCACACGUUCCACUGCGCGCGGGUGGCGGCGGUCCGCCACUGCCCCCAGAGUCCCGAGCCCCUGUGCGGGCCGUACGGCCCGGCAACCUCGUUCCAGUUGUUCGCCGAACCAGCAGCCGGCAACGGCGGGUCUUCCCAGGUCGGUGCGUCUGCCUCCGCCACUUCUGGCUGGAGCCUCCAAGGGUCCCGGUCGGGGCUUCUUCCUUCCCUGGGCGACCAACAGUGGGCUGGGAUUCUCGUCGGCGGCUUCACACUGCUGGCUGUGCUGGCCGCAGUGUUGCUCCAGGAAGUGGUCGCCCGGAAUCAAUGACGAAAGACGCGGUCGUCUCGUCAUUGCGUCGUGGGAGCACUUGUUAUUGCGGACGUUAUUGUUGUUUGUUGGUGCCAGAAACUGCCUGCUUCCGCCGCCGCCAUCGCUCGCGCCGCCUUGGCUUCUUUUUCGUUUUCAUUUAUUUGAAGGGGAAAAUAUAUAUAUAUAUAUAUAUUUUUUGUGGGGUGCCGUCUUUUUCGUGCUGGGUGCGAGGAGAGACGACUAGUUCAAGAGGCGUCGUAAACCGCUCCGGCAUGGAGUGGGCGGGAAGCCGACGGGAAAGGGGCCACCGACGGGCUGUAGCUUGCGUUGAUGACCGGCCGCCAAAAUGGUGCUGUUUCUGCGCUGUGUUGGCCAAACGUGAGAUAGCUAAACGACCAAUGUUCAUAAUCCAAACGCCGCCGAGGACCAUAUCCGAGAACGGCACGCUGCACGACGGGUAGGGACCGUGCAACCCUCGGCCACUUGCGGUGUUUUCUUUUGUCUUCGUUUUGUCCGGCCUACGAGGUGGCCCUGUGACAAAAUACAGCUGCACCACUUCUCAUUUCUCAUUUGCUGCUGCGGGGCAUUUUUGAAGAAAAAACAAGUUUCCUUUCUCACAUGUAUUAGCGUUCACCGAAAGGGUGCGUCCAGUCUUCUUUUCUCACGUUCCCGGCCGCAACGACCCCGUUCGACCCACGCGCGUCUCAAUGUGUUGGCACUGCACACUUGCUCCCCGACCCACCCCCGGAAGGUGCGAAGCGUCGGCUGCUGCACGGGCUUUUAAUGCGAGUUUUUUUUCUUUCCCCUUUUGCACGUGUGUGUGUGGCGUCUGUCUGCAUGGUUUUAUCUGCAUGUAAAGUGUGUGAAUGUGUCGAGCUCUCUAUGUUGUGAUCUCUAUAUCGUUUUGGUGUUUUACGUUGUACAUCCUCACAAACCGUAUGAGGGGCGUGGCGAGCCACCGUCGUUUGAGAUCGCUAGCAGACGCUGCCACUUUCCGAAUUCGUACGACGUCCGCCACACGAGUUCUGGAGAUGCCUAGCAGAACUCUGCUCCGUGUACAGAUGCGAAAGUGGGCUAUGCAUUAGAAAACGGACACUCACGGGUGCAAAACUCGCUCGUACUCUCUUACCCUCUCUCUCUCUCCUGAAUGCAUCCAACAUUCUCUGGAGAAAUCUUAAAUGUUCUUCAUUUCUGCACUUCUCUGGCUUUUUUUUUUUUUUUUUUUCUGCUUUACAAUACUCACUUUUUCUUUUUAUUCAUUCCAAGUUUUACUCAUUUACCGGGGUCUAUGUAGAAUUGGCAACUAUACUACAGCUCUGAGCACAAGCUAGCUUGCUGACCUGGCUUUCUUGCAUUUUUGCUCGUAUGUAAGAAAGGUUUGUCGGAGAACACAUGCGUUGCUGGGGCGCUAGAGAAAGAUCUAAAGGAUUUGCAGGAGUGUUGUGUUGAGGAACAACCUGGCCAAAAAAUAGUACACAAAUCAAGCACUACCAUUUUCUGUUUAUUUUUUUUUGUGGUUGAUUGUAUAUUUUGUGAGAUAUUGAGUGCUUUGCUAUGCAUUUCAAUUGGGAUAGUCAAGUUUUGGUGAAUGCAGACUGGAUUUGGGAAGAAGUAAGAAUGUCUCUGUUUAGGAGUCUGGAGGUAGUGUAUAUCAUUUUGUACCCUUUAGUGGUGAGAACACUUGUUGCCAUGCUUGAACCGGACUCGAUUAUCAUUUGAUACUGUACAAGUGUACUGCAAAGUGUGUGCAAAUGUGUCUGAACUUCGUCGAAAGUGCUUCAGUUGAGGUACGGCACAUGCGCCCACAUACUUUCCUGGGCAGUGCCUAAAACUCUUGUUUGUAUGAAAACUUUUUCAUUGAAAAGGCGGCGUUGCUCGAAAGUUGUUAUGCUUACCAAUUUUUGUUUGUCUGCUCAAAGAGUGUUCUAGAAGUCCAAACGAAUCGGCCAGCCUCAAUUUCUUUACGAUUACUUGUUACAAAAUAGUCAGUGUGAAUAACUUUGUACAAAAGGUGGUAUGAGGGUGCAGGUACCAUGCGUAAAACUUUCAAAGAAUACUAAUUUGGGAUUCUAAAGUCUGCUUCUGCUGCCCAAGUGCAUGUGCAAACAGAUUCUAAAUUUGAGUGGCAAGUUCUCGAUUCACAAUUUAGAAUAUUUCCUCCCCUGUCUUGAGAUUUAUUAACUCAUCGUAAACAACUGCAUCAACUUGCUUGUGCCCCUGUCGAAAAUGUUGCAAAGUACCAGCGUGAGAUGAGCAUAUUUUAUUUUUUUUUAUAAAAUUCUCAAUGUGAGUGUACUUAUGUUUUUGUGUAAGCAAUUGUGAACUCUCUAUUAUAUUAGUUUGUCCAUUAGCCACAUGCUUUGGGUAUCGAUAUAUUUGUCUGGCUGUGUGUGUUGGUAACAAUCGUCUUCCAUUUGCUUAUUUUCCAUUUUUAAUGGUCGGGCUUAGUUGAAUUUCCACAGCUUUAUUUUCGCCUCUUGUUGCACUCGCUCUUGCAAUAUUUGGUUUUAGACUCAAAAUACCUUUGUACCUUUUUUUUUUUUUUUUUUUGCCCCCAUUGUUUUUGCAUUAAUUUCUGGUCACACGGUUUGGGAUCAUAGACUUGACCAGCAUGGUGCAAGAUACUGAUAUUUGUAAAGCUACCAAAUAAAGUAAGCAGCUGUGCAAUGCUUUCUCUUGAGCCUCCAUUAGUUUGGAUGCAAAGCUAGAUUCUUGAACUGGCUGCAACCUAUUUACACAUAUUUUUUAGUCUCUUGUAAUGGCGUUGGAGUAAAGAUUGUGUGAAACACGGCCUGACAACAGACAAAUCUACAAGGACCACUUUUAUCAACCUGACCACGUAGCUGCGCAACUUUAUAAUUAUAUUUUAGACGCUUAAAGUUUUGUCGUUCCGCGUGCGACGUAGGGAGAGGCCUCGAGGAGGAGCUGCCUUUGAUGGGAGCACUCUGCUUUUGCUUAUUACAAAUCUAAACCUUCAUAACCUCGGUGUUUUAGCGAAGCAGCCCGAAAGCGAUGGAAACAGCCAGCAGGGUAGAUAAUGCACCUCACUUUCCAAACGGAGCGUUUCAGCACCGAAGCAUUAUUUUUGUGGAAGGAAUGGCUGGAGGUUUGUAAAGAAGCAGAAAGCCCUUGCAUUUAUAUGUCGUGUGUACAUAUACGGAGACUAUGGCGUAGUCCUUUGCUCCGAGGUAGCACAACGGGCAAACCGUGAACCGAGUGAGAUGCGCAAUUGCAGAGUUGCGCGUCUCGUUCGGCCAGAUGCGCAUCUUUGAGCGUUUUGCUGAGUGACGUGCGCAAUCUCGGCGCAGGAAUCUUUCUUUUGGCGCGGAGCUGGCGCAAGGCUGGUGCUAGGAACGUGCCCCACGACGUACCCGUGCCGCGAGAGUCUUUAUGGAGGAAAACAAUCCAGAGAGUGCCUGCAAUCUUUAGGGUGGUGUGUGGUGCAAUAGGCAUUCUGGACUGCUCCGGCUUUCCACAUUUUGAAUCUGUUGGCUUGGUUGGGACGCUAGAAAGAAAGAAGAAAAGCCGGUCAAUCGAACAAUCAAUCUAAGGCGUUCCGCGCUCUGCCAAACGGGUCAGCUGCAAUGUGUGGCUUUUUUUUUUUUUUUUUGAAAGGUGUUUUGCUUUUGUUCAGUGGGUCUUUGGGGCGGGGCUUGAGUAUGACAGAAGAAACAGACCAGUGAUUGUUUGCGUUUUGUUGAGCUGCACUUUUGAGUUGUUUGUGUACUGCAGUUUACUUUCGUAAACUCUGGAGUUGAGAGCAAGUGACACUCAUGAACAAAGGCAAAAAAAAAAAAAAAAAAUCUAGCACGAAGGAGGUGUUGUGCCGAGGGUCUCCAGGCGGCACGGCACCUGUCAUCCCUUCGCUGCCUCCCUUGUUAUCACUGAGCUUAACGGGUGGAAUAAGUGUUUGCUGUUUCCCUAAUUCCUACUUCCGCGGUAGGGAAAACUCCUCCGUUAAGGGAAAAAAAAAAGCCAUUUGUUCCUGCAAAAAUGUGUGCGAGUACCGCUACAUGCGUGUGACCAAUCCAUGUCUUGUUGUUGUCGUCUUUGUCUCUCAUUUUGCAGGUUAAAGAAAUGAAAAAUGUUCUUACAUAUCUAUGCGUUAUUAACAGAACAAAUGACUUUAUUUUCGUAAGCGUAUAGUUAGUAUACUUGUCUAUAAUAUAUAUAUAUAUUAUACAUAUACACGCAUGAAAUGCAUCGUAUAAAUAUAUUAUACAUAUAGUAAACCUUUGCUCCUGGCUGUUUUACAUGCAUUUCUUGUUUCUUUCUCCCGUUACGUUUGGAGGUACGCGAGUCGAAAAAGGAAAGCCGUCGCAUCUCUAAGCAAAAGCGAAGCUGAGCCAAGUGUUGGGGGUGUCAUAAAUGCGAAGUUCUUCCACAGAAUAAAGUGACGAUUGCCGCUGUAAAACCUUUCUUCUCCUGUAUACAUUAUUUUUUUCACUAAGAACUAAUCGUGUUGUCUCACUUGUAUGAUACAUAUGUAUAUUGCUAUAUAAAUAAAUAUAUUGGCAACAUGAA
Ixodes scapularis (black-legged tick) is the source of this 8592-nucleotide messenger RNA. Its product is annotated as fibronectin type-III domain-containing protein 3A. NCBI's taxonomy places the organism in Eukaryota, Metazoa, Arthropoda, Arachnida, Ixodida, Ixodidae. Gene Ontology annotation, molecular function: protein binding. The transcript is spliced from 25 exons. The record is from RefSeq and is a predicted model, not a curated record. The coding region runs from base 37 to 4086 and encodes 1349 amino acids.